AUGAAAACCGCUCUGGUCAUAGGAGGUACCGGUGCUCAGGGUGUGCCGGUUGUCAAAGCACUGGCAUCCGAUUCCAAAUAUGCCGUCCGCGUCAUUACAAGAAACGCUUCUUCCAAGGAUGCCAUAGAAUUGGCGACCAUCCCUGGAGUUACAAUUUUGGAAGGAAAUACCUACCAUGAGCCAACUCUUCGUGAGGCGCUGAAGGACGUGGACUACGUCUUUGCCAAUACCAACGGAUUUGCCAUUGGCGAAAUGGCAGAAAUCUACUGGGGCAUCCGCAUUUAUGAGCUUUGUCGGGAAUCUAGAGUGAAGCACUUCAUUUACGCAUCUCUCGAGUAUGCUUCAAAGCUCGGCAACUUUGACCCUAAAUACCGUUGCGGCCACGUUGACGGAAAAGGCAAAGUUGCCGACUACAUUUCAGCUCAACCCAUUACACCAAUGGCCUGGACUGUUGUAACCUCUUGCAUGUACAUGGAAGGACUGUCAGAAUUUCUCCAACCCUUUCCUGACCGUGAAGAUCCAAGCACUCUUGUCUUUGCAGCCCCGCUGGGAGACGGAAAAUGCCCUCUCAUCUAUCUCGAGGACUAUGGCCACUAUGUCCGAUGGGUUUUCGAUACGCCAUCUCGCAGCAGCGGCAUGCAGUUGCAUGUCGCAACGGAAGAUAUCGCUUGGAAAGACCUUGCUGCUGCCUUCACAAAGGUGACUGGCAGAAAGGCGGUAUAUAAAGACCUAACCCUGGACGAAUACUUCAAACUGCCAAUUUUUCCAAAUCCCGAAAUGACGGUUGGUCAUUCCACUAGUGGGGAGAAUCCUACCCUGUUUACUUUCCGGGAAAACUUUUCAGGCUUUUGGAACAUGUGGAAGGAUAACCUGACAAAGCGUGAUUACGAGCUUCUGGAUGAGAUCCUGCCGUCGCGGGUGAAGAGUGUGCAAGAAUGGAUGGAGAAGUCUGGAUAUACUGGAGAACCCUCGCCAGUUCUCAAGGACUACCGUGAUGGGGUGGGCAGCAGAAAUGCUCCCAAGACGUAA
This is a messenger RNA of Metarhizium brunneum ARSEF 3297, 1029 nucleotides long. RefSeq names its product NmrA-like family domain-containing protein 1. The record is from RefSeq and is a predicted model, not a curated record. Lineage: Eukaryota; Fungi; Ascomycota; Sordariomycetes; Hypocreales; Clavicipitaceae. Gene Ontology annotation, cellular component: nucleus.